AAUGUGUAUUGUUGAACGAGUGUGUCAUAGACAAAACACUCAAAUAAUGAGAAUCUCCAUGUUUGUAUUCUGAAGUUGACAAUAAUUAAUUUGACAGUCGUGACGACUGACUAGUGACUAGUGCCUAGUGCAAGUGGUGAAAAGUGCCGAGGCUGGAAUUAUAAACAACUUAGAAUUUAGUUUUAUGUGUAUAACCCAAUCCAAAUAGUUUUAAAAAGUACUUAAUAUUUAUUUUUCAAAAAUCCCGUGUGUAUAACUACACUUACAACAUGAUUAACGGUCGAGCAUUACAUUUUGUUUUCAAAGUUGCUGACAGAACCCUUACAGCCAAAUUUUACAGGGAAAUUCUGGGGAUGAAGGUUUUACGUCACGAAGAAUUUAGUGAAGGGUGUGAAGCAGCAUGCAAUGGACCUUAUGCUAACCGUUGGAGUAAAACUAUGAUUGGCUAUGGUCCAGAAGACACACAUUUUGUUGUUGAACUGACUUACAAUUAUGGAAUAACAUAUUAUGAACAAGGAAAUGAUUUCCUGGGCCUUACAAUCCAGUCUAGUGAGAGCUUGAAGAGAGCAGCUGCGGCUAACUGGCCAGUCAAGGAACAGAAUGGUUUGAAAUACGUUGAAGCACCAGGUGGCUACAAGUUCUACAUAAUUGAUAAACCACAACCUGAAGAUAAAGAUCCAGUUGUCAAAGUGUCAUUGGCAAGUUCAAAUCUAGCAAAGUCUAUUGAUUAUUGGAAUGGACUUUUAACACUCAAAAUCUUUGAAAAAUCAAACAAGUCUGUGCUUCUUGGGUUCAGUGAAGAUCAAGCUAAGCUUGAAUUAGUUGAUAUUGGUGGUCCAGUAAACCAUGCGAAGGCAUACGGUCGUAUCGCAUUUUCUUGCCCCUUCGACCAACAACCGUUAAUCGACAAGAAAAUUCAAGAAACCAAUGGAAAAAUUUUAACUCCACUCAUAUCACUCGAUACACCAGGAAAGGCCACGGUGCGUGUUAUUAUACUGGCUGACCCAGAUGACCACGAGAUCUGUUUCGUUGAUGAUGAGAGCUUCCGCCAACUCUCCCAAGUCGACCCCGCCAGUGACGCUGACUUGGACAAGUUCAUCAAAUCGGACAAAUCACGUAAUUAAAAAUUAAUACUUCUGGGUUGCCACAUAAAACUCAUAUAUUUUAACAUAAAAUUUUAUAAACAAAUAUUAUUAAAUGUUUAAAAAUAGUAAUAUAUUAUAAUUAUGUUUGAGAUAAUAAUCUGAUUAUUUAAAUAUUUAAAAAAAACUUAAUGGCAAUCCUUAAUUUGUUAUUGCGUAAGUGUGGUAUCGAAAUAUUUAAAUUUAAGUUUUUUGCCUUAUGUGAUAUUAUUCUUGGUGGAAGAUUACUUUUAGCAUUCCCAAUAUUAACUUAUCUUGCUAUUGCUAAGAUUUUUUACGCGUGUACAAAUUUAAUUUGCACAUUUUAUGCACCUUUGUUUCACACUUGUAUUUUUAAAUAUAGUAUUAU
Nymphalis io (European peacock) is the source of this 1491-nucleotide messenger RNA. It is a transcript of the gene Cjhbp, whose product is annotated as glyoxalase domain-containing protein 4. NCBI's taxonomy places the organism in Eukaryota, Metazoa, Arthropoda, Insecta, Lepidoptera, Nymphalidae. The coding region runs from base 270 to 1124 and encodes 284 amino acids. The record is from RefSeq and is a predicted model, not a curated record. The transcript is spliced from 5 exons.